AUGUCAGACAGCAGCGACGAUGAAACACUUUUCUUCUCAGAAACGACCCAAUUCGGAACUGACGGCACUUUUGAUCGUGUGCUGAAGGCUGGACAUCGAACGAAGGCGGUGCCUGCUAUCUUUGUACAUGCUGGAGCCGGUUUCCAUAGCCACCAGAAUGAACAGAUUCAUCUCCAGGCCUGUGUAGCUGCCGCCGAGAUGGGUAUGAGAUUUCUCAAAGCCGGUGCUACCGCAACCGAAGCCGUCGAAGCCGCUCUCCGAAUCCUUGAGGACAAAGAAAUCACCAACGCUGGCUAUGGUUCUAACCUUUCAAUCGAUGGCAUUGUUGAAUGUGAUGCUACCGUUGUUGAUCAUCUCGGCCGCAGCGGUGCCUGUGGUGCUGUUCCAAAUAUACGCAACCCAAUAUCUCUUGCCAAGCUCAUUCUAGAUAGAAGCAACAAGCCAUUGAGCCUACGACGAGUUGCUCCAAACGCCCUCGUAGGGGAAGGCGCCAGGACCUUUGCAGAGGAGCAUGGGUUGACAACAUAUGCAAAUGAGUACAUGGUCUCAAAGAAUGCUAAGGAUCGAUUCUUGCGCUGGCAGGAAGAUCUAAAGCGGGCUGACGCUAAAGUCCGGGAGCUCACAGCUUCGCCUGAGGUCGAAGCUCUUAUUGCAUGCCCCCCGUGUCAGUACGAUACCGCACCAGCAGUAAAAUCAGAGCAGACACUACUACCAAGGGAUCAAAGAGCUGCUAUUAUUGCCGGCACUUGGAACGAAGGACAGCCUGAUUCACCGUACGUUGGAACACCGAGUCAAGAUACGACGCCUUUGCCAGAUCAACCUACGUCUACCAGCUACUUUCGAACUAUGGGCACUCCCACGCCUGCAUCCAGCCGCUCUCCCUCUGUUCGACCAGCCCAUGAGAAGGCAGCACAGACGUAUGCUGGGGUGGUUAGUGGUGCUCAAGAUACAUCGCCAUCCCCUUUCCGCACUAGGAUGCUAUCUCGAAAGAUAAAUCCUACGACUGAUGAUUUCACACCAGUCAUGCCGGAAAAUACACCAACUCAGCAGCGGCAACGCCUACAUACUGCAAACAAGACCGACCACACACUACCGGAGACUCCUGCCUGGAACAAGGGUCACGGUUCAGAUCACCAAAGCUCCGCAAGUCCUCGUGGGGUUAAGCGACCUCUCAGCCCAGAUGACAAAGCACAGCCUCACUCACGAGCAGUAAAAGAUCGUCUUCGUUUGGGGUCUGCGAAUGAGGACGCUAUCACGGAUACUAUUGGUGCCAUUGCGAUUGACGAUCGGGGUCAUAUUGCAGCCGGGUCUUCCUCAGGCGGUAUUGGGAUGAAACACCGAGGCCGCCUGGGGCCCGCAGCUCUCGUAGGAGUUGGAACAGCCGUUGUUCCUUGUGAUGAGGAAGACGAAGACCAAGUCGCUGUCGCUGCAGUCACGAGUGGUACUGGAGAGCACAUGGCUACAACUAUGGCCUCCCAACGGUGUGCCGAGAGGAUUUACCAUGGUACAAGGCGCGGCCGAGGGGGUGCAAACGUGCAGGAUGACGACGAAGAUGCCAUCAUGGAAUCUUUCAUUGCCGAAGACUUCAUGAAGCAUCCUGGUGUCAAAAACUGCCAUUCAGCUGGUGCCAUCGGUGUCAUGGUUGUCAAGAAAACACAGACAGGAUACUACUUCUACUUUGCUCACAACACAGACUCGUUCGCCCUCGCUUCAAUGGGAGGAUCGGAAAAACAGCCUAGCUGUACUAUGUCCCGACUUUCUGAUAGUGCUGACAUCGCCAAGGGUGGACGCAAAGUUCGACUUAAGUAA
This is a messenger RNA of Fusarium sp. VM40, 1809 nucleotides long. NCBI's taxonomy places the organism in Eukaryota, Fungi, Ascomycota, Sordariomycetes, Hypocreales, Nectriaceae. The record is from the annotation of a GenBank genome assembly.